Chironomus riparius is the source of this 2462-nucleotide messenger RNA. NCBI's taxonomy places the organism in Eukaryota, Metazoa, Arthropoda, Insecta, Diptera, Chironomidae. The record is from the annotation of a GenBank genome assembly.
CAAAAUUAAAUAUUUUUCUGAAUUCAUUCACGUAGAGAUUGUUGAGUUAUAAAGAUGUUAAGGCGCGCCUUUCAAAAAACUUUGCUCCAAAGUAAUCAAAUUAACCAAAAGAAAAUUGUAAGAGCAAUUUUAACAUCGAAUGGAACUUUUCAUCAACAACCAUUAGCAAAUAAUAAGGAAGAUAUUAUUGUUUACUCUCCAUUUCCCUCACUUGACUAUCCAAAUGUAACAAUCGAGCAAUAUGUUUGGGCGGAUGUUGACAAAUGGAUUAACAAGACUGCAAUUGUUGAUGGAAUGAGUGAACGCUCAAUAACUUAUGGACAAUUGCGUGAUCAGACUAGAGCAUUAGCUGUUCGUUUGCAAAAAAAUUUUAAUUUGAAGAUAGGCGACACAAUUGCUGUUUGUCUUCCGAAUUCUAUUGAGUUCCCUACGAUAGUUUUGGCUGGAAAUGAAGCUGGUGUGACAGUUACAACAGUAAAUCCAAUUUAUACACCACACGAAAUAUCAAGACAAUUGAUUGACAGUGGAGCAACUGUCAUAUUCGGACUGGCAUGCAUGAGUCCAAUCCUUCAAAAAUCUGUUGAAAUGUCUAAAAAGUCUAUAAAAAUUAUAUACAUAAAAGAGACUCCAACAAGUGUAAUCCCAGCUGAUGGAAUUGAUUUCUGUGAAUUAAUUGAUACAAAAGGAAUUGAUUUGAAUGAUUUGAAAGUUUAUGAACGCGAUGUUAAAAAUGAUGUAGCUAUGCUACCUUAUUCAAGCGGAACGACCGGCUUAAGCAAAGGUGUAAAACUUUCAAACAAAAAUAUUGUUUCGAAUAGUGUUAUGAUAAAUUCAGACACUGGAAACGGCUCAAUCUCUAAACCAGCUUUCGGGGAUAGACAAGAUGUACUUCCGUGUGUUUUACCUUUCUUCCAUAUUUAUGGACUGACUUGUACUUUAUUGAGUAAACUUGCUCAUGGUUGCAAAAUAGUUGCAUUACCAAAAUUCACACCGGAAUCUUAUCUGAAUGCACUCGAAAAACAUCAGGCCACAGUAUUAUAUCUCGUUCCACCAAUAAUUCUUUUUCUUACGAAUUUCGAUAAAGUAACAUUAAAACACACACAAUCAAUCAAAUAUGUUAUGUCAGGAGCUGCACCAUUGGGCAAAUCUGAUGCUGAAAAAUUUUUGGAAAAGGCUCCAAAUGCUUCAUUUUUCCAAGGAUAUGGCUUAACAGAAGCAUCACCAGUAGUAUUACAAUCAUGCUUAGGCUCAAAGAAUGUAGGAAGUGUAGGGUUUCCCUCACCUGAUACUGAAGCUAAAAUCAUUCAUAUAAAUGAUCCUGAAUUCCGAGGAGUAGGACCUAAUGAACCGGGUGAACUUUUAGUUCGAGGCCCUCAAGUUAUGAUUGGAUAUCACAACAAUGUAAAAUCUACUCAAGAAACUUUAACAUCUGACGGCUGGCUAAGAACUGGAGACAUUGCUUAUUAUAAUGAUAAAAGAGAAUUUUUCAUAACCGAUCGAUUGAAGGAACUUAUUAAAGUUAAGGGAUUCCAAGUUCCUCCAGCUGAGCUUGAAGAAUUAUUAAGAAUGCAUCCAGAUAUUAUCGAUGCUGCAGUUAUCGGAAUUCCAAAUAAAAAUACUGGUGAACUUCCACGGGCUUACGUAGUUUCAAAGAAUCCAUCGUUGACUGAGCAGCAUGUUAAAGAUUAUGUUGCAGAUAAAGUUUCAGAAUAUAAACGAUUAGAAGGAGGAAUUGAGUUUAUUCAGACUGUUCCGAAAAAUGCAACUGGAAAGAUUAUGAGAAAGGAGUUAAAAGAACAGUUCCUAAAAUCAAAAUAAUUUUUAAAACUUUUCUUUUUAAACUAAUUUAAUUUGUAAGUGAUAUUAUAGCAUUUAAUAUAGUUCUUAAUAAUAUUUUUGGUGAUAGUCUCUUUACUAGAACCCAUAAGAAAUUUGCACUACCGGAAUAUAUUUUUUAUUGCUGAGUAUUUUUUAUUUACAAAAGAAAUGUUUUUUUAAUUCGAUUUCAUGAACACAUUUUUAAAAAAAAUUGAAAUGGUUAUUAAUGCUGUAGACUAACAAUAAAAAUUUUAGAUUUUUCAAUUAACUUUUCCUUUGUUCUUCAGGAGUCGUAGGAGGAGUAAUUGAAAAUGUUUGAUGUUGAACGAGUUCUUUAAAAACUCCUUGAGGUAGAUUCAUCAAAUAAUUGUAGCUUCCAAUUUCUUUAAUAGCACCGUCUUCAAGCACAGCGAUGUUAUCAGCAUUUCUGAUAGUACUUAAACGAUGAGCUAUCGUAAGAACAGUUCGUCCUUUUGUCAAGUUUUCAAGUGCUUUUUGAAUGAGCUCUUCGGAAACGGCAUCCAAAGCACUUGUGGCUUCAUCCAAUAUGAGAAUUUCGGGGUUCUGUUUAAAUGAAAUGUAUUGUUAUAAUUUAUUUCAAAAGCAUUAAAGUCAUCUAACCUUAAUAAGUGCUCUUGCUAUUG